Symbiodinium necroappetens is the source of this 6435-nucleotide messenger RNA. NCBI's taxonomy places the organism in Eukaryota, Dinophyceae, Suessiales, Symbiodiniaceae. The record is from the annotation of a GenBank genome assembly.
AUGCCACAUGCUGGCCCGCAGGCCUUGCGUGUCAGCAGGACCAGCCGACGAAGACGUCGGCAGCCGCUGCCGCCGCCAGGUGCUGCAGAGGCUGCAGCCCGCUCCAAAAAGAACUUCAAAGUCCGUCGCUUGCUGGCGGGCCGCACGUUGGCUGUGCUGCAAUCGCUCAAAAAUUGCAGCCUGUUCCAUGGACGCGACAGCAGCGGGCUCUCGCAGGCGCAGCCCCUGCGUCCAGCUGCCGGUCUGACGGCCAGUUUAAAUGGGCAGGCAGUCUUGAUUUUAGACGUGUCUAAAAAAGGCAAGGCCGCAGUCGCCACCAUCGCGCCCAAAAGCAGAAUGCGCGCCAUGCGCGCGCCCUUGCGCGGAGCCACUCAUGUCCUACAUGGUCGCACUGUUCAGCAUUGCUCUGCAGAGAUGCUUCAGGAUGUCGGAGUGCGCUAUCGGCUGAUGGGCAGGGUUGGCGACAGCUUGUACUUGGAGCAGGCCGACUGCGGCGAACAAGGAAUGCUGGAUGCUGAACCCUCGACUGUUGCAGACAUAGACGCCUGGGGCGCGCUGGAAGCAGCGGUGCAGCAGACCAUGCAAGAAACAGACAUGCAGCCUCGACCAGCUCUUUCGAUGCCCCACUGGUCCGAUGACAUUGCCGUCGUGUUGGCGCAGGAAGCUCGAGAUCACCUCCAUAGGUGUCCGCGCCACAUCCUCCUUCCGAGACGGACAAAGUGCAAACCCACCUUUAUUUUGGAUGUGCCCUUUCCACGACAAAUCGACCUCAGACCUCGCAGAUGCCGCAGCUGCAGCCGAAGAUGGGGACGUGCCGCAACCUGGCGGCCAGAGGCCAGCGACGUUCUGCAGAUGUGGCCAGACGUCGUGCACAUCAAACCCUUGGCGAAGACCAAAGCAAAUAUGUAUGCCACGCCUCUCUUUCUGCUUACUUGUUUGCAGCUUUUGUACACCCACCUUAGCACAUAUGCCGUGAGGCGUGUACUCGUGGAUGUGUUUGCAGCGUCAGCACUUGCUGGCGUUCGCCAAGGAUACCUCCCGGACCCUUCAGUUUGGGCAAACAGUGUUCUGGCUCUGCCGCAGCCAGAAGAACUCCGAUGCAUGGCUCUGCAAGGCUUCGCGAACUUUGUGGAUGUUGCUGUGACGGCCAUGAAGAAGAGGCAAGCGAUCUACAACAUGGCCGGGAUUCGAGGUGACGCGCAUUAUGACCUUGCUUCUCGGGUUCGAGUUCGGAAUGCAUUGACAGGGUAUUUCGAGACUCCAUACUCAGCUAUACAGGCAUGGUGCGGCUUGGAUGGGAGCCUGCUUAAGCCCUGGGUUCUGUGUGACGGUGAAUCGUUCGAGACCCAAGCAAGCGACCUUCGGCCUUACCUGGAGUUUGGAAGGGACACUCGCCUCGCCUAUGGCCUCACGUUACCGGAAUCACGACCGGUUUUUCACUGCACUGACUCCUACAACAAGCACAGACAAUUGUGGCCAUCCGUCUAUGACGCCGUGUGGCUUGGCCAGACGUUGCAGCUGCAGAAAAGAAAAGGUGACAAAAUCACCGUCAGCCUGGAUGCGAACGUGCCGCCCAAAGCCGCAACAAUCGUGACCGGCGAUCCUCGACACGACUGCAUCAACUUGCGGCGCGCACUGUCCAACCUCAGCUACGACUUUGCAGACGCCUAUCAUGAUCAUGAAGACAUCAUGAACCGGUUAAGUGCACCACCCCGGCCUGCUGUCUUUGAGGAUGGAGCUACUACGGCGGCUCCUCCAGGUACCGCAGUACCAGUACGGCGGGUGCACGCCGCAAGUGCAAAGUUGGAUGCGUCGCCGCCCCGGCCGCCCUUGGCUGAUGACGCUGACCGCGACGAUGUGCCCUUGAGCGCGGCCGCUCAGCAGCAUCUCCUGGACAUGUUGACCUUGCGCAAUCUGGCCUGGAGGCGUAAGUGGGCUCGUCGUCCUGGGGUGACGGAAGAGCUGAAACAAUUCCUGCAGCAGCCGCACGUGCUGGACCACAAAGUCUGGCGUCGGCUUUGUCAUUGCCAACCACCCCGAGGUGUUGGAGCCAGACUUGCGCGGCGGUUAGACGUGUCCUUGCACCCCACAUGUGGAUUUUGGAACUUCACGAACAGGCAGGAACUUAGGUCUGAACUGGCGCGUCAGCGACAGUGGUACAAACGUCCAAGGAAGUUGUGGAGGCCCACAUUGCAACGUCGACGACGCAUCAUGCGCGACCGUGUCGGACCUGCGACGGCCGUUGGACCGCGCUCAGUCCUGACCCAGAAGGUGUGCCUGCAUUACAAAAGGUUGAAGAACAAGAUUCGGAUUCAGGGAUUGUGGCACUGGCGCAAAGUCGCGUUGCAGCUACAUGCGGCAGGCUUGCCUAUCCACAGUGGAACCGUUUCUGUUGAGCGCCUUUGGGCUACGGCCCAGCUAUGCUUUCCGCCAUCCGCCAGAUUUAUUGGAGAGGCAUGGUUCCAAUUCGUGUCGCAGCUGGCAUUUUUGAAGAUCAAUUACAGCAUCUUUCACCGUCCCUCUCUGCCUGGGUGGGCAAGGACGGAUGCUCAGCUGGCUGAGAAGGUGGACGCGCUGUUUCAUGCGGCAACGGAGCUGGUUCAGUCAACGGCCUCCGACACAGACGUGCUUCCUUCAUUGGCUGCAGCUUUCAAGAGGGGACCUGCGCCUGUUGCGUCGAAUGCCAGUUCCGACACGGACUCGAAGCCUCUGUCUGUGCACCGACGUCGCUGCAGGAACUUUCCUGAUGCGCUGCAAGAAGACAUCCUCGCAGCCUCCUCAACACACAACGAGCCAGCGGCUCCUGCAUCACUGCCUGAUGACGGCAGUGCUUGCAAGCGUGCAAAGGAAAGUCAUGAACCCGGUGAGGUCAUGCCCGCAGCCGUGGCAGCGAGGCCCCAAGGUGCAUGCAACUAUUCCGUCCCGCGAACCGCCGUGCGCAGACCUGUGAUGCGCCGACGUUCAUCCCAGCAACUUCGGCCUGAACACGUGCCCACGGCCUUCAAACGAAUGUUGUGGCCGGUGUGGAGCGAAGCUUUGGUUGCCGGCCAGAAGUUUUUGGAGCUGCAGCGGUAUGAGAGACGCAGAGGCAACCUCAUGCGAUGUUGUCAGGAAGGCACCUUUCUAGUGUUUGGUCCUACCGGCUUCCCACUCAACCAAGGCCCCGUGCACGGUUUUGCCGAAGUUGCGAAGCUUGCUCUUGGCCAGCCUGCUGAGGCCCUUAAAGGCUUUCUGCAAUUCGUGGCACCACACUUGAGGCCGGAGCUCGCUCGGUACAUGGCCGAUGCGAAGUACUUCGAUGCUGUCCAGCUGCGGUGCGUCUACGAUGCCCGCGGCAAGAACUGGACGUGGCAGGAUUUUCUACGCCUGAUGAACGUCGGUUCGGAUGCACCGGCACUGAAGCAGUCUCAGGGUUUCCCCGCUCUGGGCGGCGACGUGGAUUCCGCGCGCAUUCAAGCAUUUUGCGAGCAGCAUAGCCUGCCCAUCUUGCAGCAAUGCUCUUGGGAGUCUCCUGUGCGUGGUUGUAUAGCCAGUCGAGCCGACUUCCCCUUUGCAUGGUGGGCUUGCCAGCCCGUGAUCACCAAGAUGCUGAUGAGAUAUUUGACGUGGAGUGGCUUCCCCGUCAAGUCUUCCAACGCGGGCAAUUUGCUCCGACAAAGAGGCAUUCGCGUUCGACAGGAGGCCAGCUCCCUUCCGGGCUGGGCGGCCGAGCUGCAGGGCCGAGGGACUCCGCACAAUCCGGAGACCGAGGAGUUUGGCGUCUCCAGUUUCAUCUACCGGAGGGACAUUGCCAUGGCACAAUGGGCGAUUCAUGUGAAUUGCUCGCUGCGGUACAACUUACAGGCCCUGUACGGCGAAACCCAUGACUGCUGCGAAGGCACUAUCUUCGUGUCUGCAAGGGAAGGCGCACGUGGCAGCGAUGCGUUGCCUUUCGUCGUCUGUCGCACAAUGGGGGCGAGGCCCUGUGCGCCAUACAUCGGGGAAGCUGAUUCCACGUAUGGCGCAGGGGCCCUAAUGUGCACAGCAAGCACUCCAGAGCUGAUUUCCUGGAGCUUGCCACGCUCCUUGCUGCUGUAUCAAGUACCGACCCCUUUGCUGAAACUCCUGGCGGAUGUUUUGGCCCACAUGGAGGCGCACCUACGCCCAUGCAAGCUACUCGCCAAGGUGCGUGUGGCAGUUGCUCAAGUCAGCUCCUUGCUGGCGCAGUAUCGCAGACCCGGGACAUUGCAGCGACGCCUCGACUUCGUGCCGUGCUCACGCCUGCGCGAGCCGGAUCAGACGAUCGAGGACUUCGCCGAAGCAGUGAUGGGUGCAGAUGUUCAACAAUGGCUGCAACUCCCUCAGCUCCCUCCAGUACAGCUGCGGCUUCCGGAACUGCGUGCUUUGCCGUUGCAUGCCAGCACCAAUCUGUCUUCUGUGGGCCGUGCCAAAGUCACGGGCAGGUUGCCGGAAAGCCUCUGCAUCAUCGCCCGCUGUCUGCGUGAUGUGAUGGCGGCAGAUCUAAAGAUCGCGCCGGUCACAUGCGUGCAGAAAGUAGUCCUGCACACAGACAAGAUCGUCUUUGCCUUGGAGGCAAGGGAGGAUCUGCCGGCAUCACAUUUCAAGCAUUACGUCGUCUGGGCGGCGCCACUGCAGGACCUUUGCGACUGUCACGAAGAUGACGAUCGAUGGAGCCUUGGACGGCUGCACGUCGUACAAUCAUCUUCUGUGGACAAUGCGAAGUUCAAGCUCGAUCCUCCACUGUCGACGAAAGAACCUGCAGGAGAGCACUGGCUGCUGGUUUUCGUCGCUGGCAUUCAGGCUCGACGCAUGCUCAAGCGCAUCGUUGUCUCGAGCGAGGCACCUGUGAUGGCAGCCCUGUUGUCGGCUCAGCCAGCGACGGCUGAACCGACUAUGACACAGCGCGCGGCUGGCAACAUCAGUGCUACCAGCAUGGAGGACCUGGAGAUCAUCCGCAUGUUGCGGGCAUCUGGGCAUAACCCCAUUGUGAACUUGCGAAGCGGCCCUGGCUGCGGCAAGUCCUUCUGGGCAUUGCAGCUGCUCAAGGAGCUGUGCCGACUGUCGGACCAUCAUGUGCAUGUGGUCCUCGCGCCAACACGCCGGCUUCGCGACGAGUUCAUGCACAAAGCGCUGCAGGCGGGCUUCGACUUGGCACAGAUUUGGCCUGUGGGAAAGGAUGAAACAGGUGAGGACCAUUGGAUCCAGCACCAAUUCCGCAUCAUUGAACGUGACGCUGCUGCACAGCUCCAACAGUUGCGGGCGUUGGAGCACGCCCUGGAACUCAUGACCUGGGAUAGUCCUGUAGGCCAGGUGAGGGACCUCCUCCAGCAACACCAUGCCAUUGUGUUUGCCAUCUACAGACAACGCGCAGAUGCAAGCCUCGAGCGACUGCAGGCAGGUGGUGUUUCUCAGGAGAUUCUUCUGUUCUACUUACCUACCUACCUCCCGGCAACCAACUCUGCUCCUGCACUCGCUUGCGCCCUGCAGGUCGAAGGCCGGGUGCUCUUCGCAACAUAUUCCUGGUGGCUCAAGUUCACUUCGGGAGAAAGCCGCACGUUCCCAUUGCUUUCUGCGCGAGCUAUCGGCGUGGUGUUCGCAGAUGAGAUCGACGAGGAACUCGUCACCGCAUGCGAUCCAGGCCAAAGACUCUUCCCUGUGACGGGUUCACAUCAGUCGGGAUCCUGGCGCAGUGACGCCGCGCCAGCCAACACCAGCCAAGCGGCUCUUGAUGCUUUGGCCACGGGCCACGACGUCCGUUUGACUACCACGCGUCGUUUCGGGCAAAGCAUCGUCGCCUUGCUGCAAACCGUGCUUCCCGAACAUUAUGGCGGGCUUUCGGCGCACAACAGCUCGCCGAACACGGCGCUGGAGGUGCAGAUCCUGGCAUGCAACGACUGGACGGAUGUUGCGCACAGCCGCGAGGGCCGCAAUUCCGCCGGCGUGGGCGCGGUCAUGAGCAAGACCACGUACCUGCUGUUGCUGCAGCACGCGCAGCGCCUGGUUCGACAACACGGAUCUGCCACCAUCUAUGUGGCGUACGCUGCAUUGAGGGAUCUCCUCGCACAGCGGAGCUCUGAACGUGCUUUUGCCGGCGCCCUGCUCGACAGCGGGAAAUUUGCCGUCGGUGUUAGCCGCUGCAAGGAGAGCCUGGUGCUGCUGGUGGACCAUGCAGCCAAUAUUAACCAUGGCCAUUGGCAGCGUUUCUGGCGGAGCCCUUCGCUGUCUUACCAGGUUAUCUACUCCUCGGAUGUCACUGCCGGCCCGGCCUGCCAAUCUGCGUGGGAAUCCUUCACUGCCCUAGCCAAUGCCACCAACGGCCAGCUCGCCGACAUGACCCAUGCGGAAGGAGAUAUGGCCACGGGACCAUGCAUCGACGAUGCCCUGCGCGGCCUCACCAUGGAGGAACUUUCGUCCCCCGUUGCCGACACGGCGCAG